This is a messenger RNA of Closterium sp. Naga37s-1, 2880 nucleotides long. Lineage: Eukaryota; Viridiplantae; Streptophyta; Zygnematophyceae; Desmidiales; Closteriaceae. The record is from the annotation of a GenBank genome assembly.
AUGGGCAGUGACCCGCGGAUUCUGGCAGGAGGCCAGCGCGGAACGGGUGUAAGGCGUCGCGACGGUGUGGACGGGGUAGAUUCUUCCGAUUCGGCAAGCGAGGCUGACGGCGCGGAAGAAGCAGACGGCGCGGAAGAAGCAGACGGCGCGGAAGAAGCAGACUGCGCGGAAGAAGCAGACGGCGCGGAAGAAGCAGACGGCGCGGAAGAAGCGGACAGCGCGGAAGGAGCAGAUGGCGCGGAAGAAGCAAACGGCGCGGAAGAAGCAGACGGCGCGGAAGAAGCAGACGGCGCGGAAGAAGCGGAUGGCGCGGAAGGAGCAGACGGCGCGGAAGAAGCGGAUGGCGCGGAAGAAGCAGACGGCGCGGAAGAAGCGGAUGGCGCGGAAGAAGCAGACGGCGCCAUCCCGAUGGCGCGGGAUGGUGAGAGGGAGGAAGUGGCGGAAGAAGGGCGCGACGGAGAGAGCAAGGAUGCGGGAGGAAAUUGCUCGCCGGUAAGGAUGCGCGGAGGCGGCGCGAAGCGUCACGGGAACAUGACGACAGGGCGUUCGCCGGAAGACAUGCGCAGGGGAAGCGUGAGGCGCUGCGGGAGCACGGAUGCAAACGGAUUGGCAGACGAAGGGCGUGAAGAGGGCGCGAGGCACCGCGGGGGCGCAAAUGCAGACGGGUUGGCAGACGAAGGGCGCGGGGGCGCGGAUGCAGAUGGUACGGUGGACGAAAUAGGUGGAAACAGCGUGAGGCACUGCGGAGGCAAGGAUGCAGGUCGCUCGGCAGACGAAAUGCGAGGUGGCAGCGCAAGGCGCCGCGGGAGAGCGGAUGCAGACAGCUCGCCAGAACGGAUGCGCGGGAGUGGCGGGAGGCGCCAAGGGAACAUGGCGGCAGAUCGUUCGCCAGAGGAGGUGCGCGAGGGAGAUGCGAGGCGCCGCGGAACCGCAGCGGCAGGUCGCUCGCCGGACGAUCUUCGGGAGGACAGCAGGAAAAACCAUGCGCCAACGGGACGGUACAGCUCGCCUGAGCUGCGAGGACGUGGGAGGAGACGCGUGGCGAUGGCCGCGCGGCGAUCGCCAGAGGUGCGGAGGGAGCAGUAUGAGCGAGGGAGAGUGGCAGGUCAACGGGGGCCUGCUGUUUGGGGGAGAGAGAGAGAGAGAGAGAGAGAGUUGAGGAGCAACGUGGGCGACGGGAGAGUAAGCCAGAGGAAGAACGGGGCAGACGAGCAGGUCCGGACGGGGAGCGAGGGGAUUGUGAGGAAAGAGAUGGGUGGUGCUCACCAGAGAGAGGAGGGGGGCGUGAGGAGGGACGCAUCAGGGAGGGUGCACGACGAUCGCUGGGCGCAACAAGGGCAGAAGAAAGGGGGAGAGGGAACCGACGACGGCGGGAAGAUGUGGAGCGAGAAAGGCGGUAUCAGGAGCACUCGCAUGAUGGGAAGGAAAGGCGGUGCGACGGAGCAGAGAAGUGGAGAGUGGCUUACGAGAGAGAGCGAGGAAGGAGUCCGAGUACAAGGGGCCCGAGGGGGCGAUGGCAAUCAGGAGGAGGAGGAUCUGAAGGAGCCAGAGCGGCCAGAGAGGGGACAGAACGGGCGCUUAACACCAGCAGCAGCGGGAGCAGAGGAGCAGGACGAGCAGGCGGGGGCAGGAGCGUGCGUACCAGCAGCAGCGGGAGCGGAGGAGUGGGAUGAGCAGGUGGGGUCAGAAGCGUACGUACCAGCAGCAGCGGGAGCGGAGGAGCGGGAUGAGCAGGUGGGGGCAGAAGCGUGCGUACCAGCAGCAGCAGGAGCGAAGGAGCGGGAUGAGCAGGUGGGGGCAGAAGAGUGCGUCCCAGCAGCAGCAGGAGCGAAGGAGCGGGAUGAGCAGGUGGGGGCAGAAGCGUGCGUGCCAGCAGCAGCGGGAGCGGAGGAGCGGGACGAGCAGGUGGGGGCAGAAGCGUGUGCAUUAGCAGCGGCGGAAGCGGGAGGGAAGAACGAGAAGGUGGGGGCAUGGUCGGGUGUAACAGUGGCAGCAGAAGCGGAAGGGAGGGAAGGGAAGGUGGGGGCACAGGCGGGCAUGACAGCAGUAGCGGAAGCGGAAAGCAAGGCAGUGAAGGUGGGGGCACAGGCGUGCAUGACAUCAGUAGCGGAAGUGGAAAGCGGGGCAGUGAAGGUGGGGGCACAGGCGGGCAUGACAGCAGUAGAGGAAGCGGAAAGCGGGGUAGUGAAGGUGGGGGCACAGGCGGGCAUGACAGCAGUAGCAGAAGCGGAAAGCGGGGCAGUGAAGGUGGGGGCACAGGCGUGCAUGACAGCAGUAGCGGAAGCGGAAAGCGGGGCAGUGAAGGUGGGGGCACAGGCGUGCAAACCAGAAGCAGCAGAAGCGGCAGGGAGGGAAGAGAAGGAGAGAGCACAGGCGUGCGCAGCAGCAGCGGAAACGGAAGAGGAAAGGAAAGAAGAGAAGCUGGGGGGCACAGGCCAGCAGCAGAAGAGGAAGGGAAGGAGAGAAGUUGGGGCACAGGCGUGUGCAGCGGCAGCAGCAGAAGAGGAAAGGAAGGAAGAGACGUUGGGGACACAGACGUGUGCAGCAGCAGCAGCAGAAAAGGAAGGGAAAGAAGAGAAUUUGGAGACACAGGCGUGUGGAGCAGCAGCAGAAGAAGAGGAAGGGAAGGAAGAGAAAGUAGGGGCACCUGAGUGUGUAGCAGCAGCAGCGGAGGCGGGAGUGGAGGAUGAGGAGGGAGGAUGGGCAGGGUGGACUGCAAAGGAAGGAUCUAAGUGGACGGUGGGGGGGGGGCCAAUGAGCGGGCAGGGGAGGGAGGUCACACUCGUGACACAGACAAGGGAAGAAGGGAGGGAGGAUGAGUGCCGGGAGGAGAGGGCAGGCCAUGGGAGGAAACAGAGGAGGGGGCAGUGGUACGAGUGA